AUGAACGACGAAGAGUACGAAACCACAGAGAGACUGUUCACGAAGCAGAUGAAGCAGUUGAACUUGAAGAUCUCGCAAGAGGAGGACGGUAUGGUCCAUGAGCAGAAUCUCAUUGUUCGAUUUGGAGGAGAGGAAUUCACUUGGUAUACUCUUUUGACAAUCAGCAUCGUUAAGCAACCAUCGCCAAUAUCACAGCUACCCCCGCUAUACUUCUCUCUGGUCAUGACAGCGUACCUCAGUACACCAGCCAUCAAUAUAGCAGUCACUGAGCCUUAUAGAUCUGACUCGACCAAUCAGAAUCCCGGAGGCUGGAUCUGCCUCAGUGAUAGGGUCCACCCUGAAACCCGGGGCCCCGUAGUAACAAAGGCUGGGAUGUUCGCUGUUAAUGCCCUCACAAGAGGCUGGAGGUGA
Aspergillus niger is the source of this 411-nucleotide messenger RNA. RefSeq lists its product as hypothetical. The coding region runs from base 1 to 411 and encodes 136 amino acids. The transcript has 4 exons. Lineage: Eukaryota; Fungi; Ascomycota; Eurotiomycetes; Eurotiales; Aspergillaceae. The record is from RefSeq and is a predicted model, not a curated record.